Messenger RNA from Chlamydomonas reinhardtii, 2878 nucleotides. RefSeq lists its product as uncharacterized. Lineage: Eukaryota; Viridiplantae; Chlorophyta; Chlorophyceae; Chlamydomonadales; Chlamydomonadaceae. The record is from RefSeq and is a predicted model, not a curated record. The coding region runs from base 468 to 1973 and encodes 501 amino acids. The transcript is spliced from 2 exons.
CUAAUACCGCUCAGUAAUGUACAUACCUUACCACCGACAGCCCCGCUCACGAAGAAAUCGAGUUAUCGCGGCACGACUCCUCGCGUCUCAGGUGCCGCGACUAGUUCUUGAGCAUUGUUCUCAGAGCCGCUCCGAGCCAAUCUAGAUUACACCUGGUUAUAGACCUGUCACUUCGCAAGAAGAUAUCGGGCCUCUUCCGCAGCUUGAAAACCCGGUGCUGUCAUUGCACCUCGCGGGUGUUCGCACAGAGGUCACGCAGCCAGCCGACGUGCUCUUGCGCCUCUGUAAUCCACCUAGACAUCAAGUUGCUCAAGGGCUGACCUGUGAAUUGCACAGCCGAACAUCUACCUGAGGGCGUCUGCGACACCAGUGCAGCGGGCAGCCGUUGUUCGGCUUUGUCAAGCUUUGUAGUCCGCAUUCUGCGCUAGUGGGCGCUGAGCACACUGCCUGCACGCGCAGCAUCUAGAAUGUCAUCCCUUUUACCAGCUGGCACUGGCUCGACUUCCACGCCCGUGAGCCUAGCAAAACUCAGCGCAGCACGAUUGGCCAACCGUUUCGUGGAGCUGGGCAAGGUCCCUCGCGACCAGCGGUGCAGCGAGUCGCCAGCGCUAGAUGACUUGUAUCGCUAUGCAAAACGGGCGAGGACAAGUGGAUGCGGCCAGCAACUGGAGGUUUUUGACUCGACACGCGGCGAAGCCCAGGCGCCAGGCGCGCGCAAUCACUCGAGAGGCAGCAGCUACGUUGCGCAGCCGGCGAGUGUCUGGUCAGCGUGGGCAUCAGCCAGCAACCCUGACAGCAGCUGCGGCAUGAGCCCGGAGCGAGGGGGCCGCGCGUGUCAUCCGUUUCCGCAUACGAUGACCGUUUCCUCGGCUGUCAACCUCGCACCGGGGCAGCUGCCUGGCACCAGCCCGGAAGGCCGAAGUGGUGUGGCCCUGUGCGGCGGUUGUGCAUCGGUGGGCGGGGCAACCGCGCGAAGCAGCUGGCGCUUUGCUGGCAGCGCCCCCACCUUGUCGACAUGUCGUGACGAGGAACCCCUGCCGCCGGCACAUCACAGCAGACCGCUGCACGUGCCAGCGUGCCAGCCCCUGCUCAUCAGCCUUCCGGCGGCGUUGCAGCCCUCUUCGCAUGGCAGCAGCUGCUGCGCCAUGGGAGCAGCUGCCGGUGGCGUCGUGCGGCUGUCAGCGGCGCAGCUAGCCGCCCUCACGCGCAGCAGUGAGGCCGCCUUGCGCCGAAGCCUGGAGGCGAGCCAUCAGUCGUUUCUGCAACAUCAGCAGCAGCAUUCCGCCUCUGUUGCAACGCAGACAUGGCCCCGGCGACCGCUGCUGCUUGGUCCCUCCGCUGGUGCCUCGGCCAGUGACAGCUUUCCCUUCGCCCGUGCCAGCUCCCACAGUAGCGGCGACUUCGGCAGCUGCUGUGUCGCGUCGGGUUGCAACGACAGCUGUGACGUCGCUAGCGCCAGCCGCCGCAAUUUCGGCAACACGACCUAUGAUUGCGGCGGCGGCAGCAGGGGCAGCAGCCCGCUGCCUGUGGCGCCAGCGACACCGACCCAGCUACGUGACUUGGCCCCCCGCGAGUGCAUUCUGCUCACAUGCCGCGGCCUGUGCCUGUCGGCGGACACCACUGGCCGCCUGGCGCUGCACAUAUGGACUCGGGUAGAACCCCUGGCGCGCCUGUUGCUGUCUGUGCGGCCAGAAGGCGCCGCCGCCGCUGCCCCGACGGCUGUCUACGGCUGUCAGGGCGCUGGUGCUGCGGCCGCGGGGCUGCAGGUGUAUGCCGUGGCGGCUGUGUGGGUGGCAGCGAAGCUUGAGGAGCGGCGUCAGGAGGUGCCGGGCAGUGGCGCACUAGCGGUGGCCGCGCGCAGCAGCCCCGCGGCCCUGGCGGCAGCUGAGCUGCGCAUUCUGCAGUGGUGCGACUGGGCCCCGUACACUGGGUUUGUGCCUGACGAGUCCCACCUGCUGGUGUGGGCACCCUGAUGAAUUGGAAGCAUGCCAAGCCGGCCUAGCAGCAGCAGCAGGGGGUCGGGUGAUGAUGUGGGGUGCGGGGUAUGGAGGUGGCAUCCUGUAUGUUUAUCUGGGCGCUUCAUUGAGUCGUCGAGUAGGUUCAAAUAUGUGGCGUGAGAGCCGCCUCUCCCUGGUUAGUGCACGUGCUAGAGUGCUGUGCUGCAGUAUGAUGCUUCGUGUUCUAUUUUUGGGGGUUCGCAGGGUACGUUUUGUGGGACUGUGUGUGGCAACGACUGUGUGGCUGCGUGACUGCAUGCCGUACGAACAGACGCCAAUGAAAUACAACAGAUGUUAAUGUUUUCAGCAACUGAAAGCUUCCAAGAAAGAUGGUAUGAUCACAUAUGCACCUUAUUCUUUCCUGACGUUCAUUACUGGGUUACUAGCUUGAAAUAAUCAUGCGGGGGAUGUGGGCACGUACGUUCCUCAUUGCUUGACAGGUGCUGUGUGCCUCCUCUGUACAUGUCCUGCGGAUCGAUCGGUCAUCGCCCAAUGCUUUGAGCGUGUUUUACAAUGCGUGCUGGAAAUGAGAGGGAGAGCGCACCUGCAGGCCGCAGCAGCAGACGUGCGAAGUAAAUUGGCUGGAAUGCCGGUUUACGAAUGUCCUUAAGGGUGCUUGGCCAGGUGCUGCAGAUGUGGAUGGUUGUACAUCACACAGAUGCACCCCUGGUGCAUAGUACGGAAUCCUCAGCCAUGAUGUGGGCUUGGACAUAAGAAGUCAGGGGGUGUAACUAUGACGGCUGACCUUGAUCGCGCCCUGCAGCAGCUGUGCUGUGGAUGAAUGCAAAGAUGAAUGCGCUCGUGCGUGGCCGUUGCCUGCGAACGCUCACCAACUGGUCACAUGGCUAUGGCUGUAGAUGCAUGCAAUGAGAAUUGAGCUC